AGCUAAUUCUAUUUCCAUUAACAUAAACACUUUAUUUUCAAGUUAAUGCAUGAAACGUUUAAAAAAUGGAAACAAUUUUAGUAACUGAUUUUGAGAAAGUUUGUCGUAUUUGUAUGGAAUUCGAUAAAACUUUUCUAUCAAUUAACUCAUUUAAAAUAAUUGACAUGAUUAUGGCGUGUGUAUCUGUACAGAUUUGGGAAAAUGACGAUCUACCAAAUCAAAUAUGUCACGCUUGUUUUCUUCAAUUACAAAAUACCAUCAAUUUCAAACAAUUAUGUGAGAAUUCAGACAAAGCAUUUCGACAAAUUAUUCAGCGUAAUAACAUUAAUUUAUCAAAUAAUCAAAAUAAUCUUAAUGGCGUAAAAGAUGAAGAAUUUGAAGAUUACGUUGAUGAUAACUCUCCAAUAGAUAUCAAAGAAGAAGAAGAUAUUCAUGAAAAUAUUAAAAUUGAAAAUAUAUUAGAAAAUGAAAGACUUGAUGAAGUAAACAAUUGUACAUUGGAAUUGAAUAAAGUGCCAACUAAAACGGAAGAAGAAAAUAAUGAUACUAAAGAUAAAAAAAAUGUUAUAGAAACGUUCACUUGUGAGAAAUGUAAAAAAGAUUUUGAUAAAGCACAUGGAUUGGGUUACCAUAUGUUUCGAAAACAUAGAGCGAAAGCAAUAAAAUGUAGCGAAUGUAAAUUAAAAUGUUAUCAUCCAUUACAUUUAAGGCAUCACCAAGAAGUAGCACACAAUCCAUUGAAUCGUACCUGUGAUAUAUGUAACAAAAUAUUGGGCAAUAUAUAUGAACUACAACGUCAUAAAUUCAGGCAUUCAUCAUUUAAAAGUGAAAUGUGUGAAAAAACUAAACAAGAAGGAAAAUGUCACAUUAAAAAAAUACAUAAACGUGAAGAAAAAUAUAUUACAUGUCAUAUUUGUGGUAAAUUAAUAAGAAAAACAAGUCUGAAAUCUCACUUAUCGACGCAUGAAGAGCGUGAUAAAGUUUCAUGCGACAUAUGUUCUAAAACAUUUGUCCUUGAGGCCACGUUAGCAAAACACAUUAAACAAGUACAUGAGAAUAAACCGAGCGAUCGUAAACAUUUAUGUAAUAUUUGUGGAUACUCGUCAUGCAGAUCGACUGAUUUACGUAAACAUAUGAUAAGUCAUUCAAGUGAACGACCAUAUGUGUGCGAACAUUGCAAUAAAUCUUAUAAAUAUCCGUUUGAUUUAAAAGAUCAUAUUUCAAAAGUGCAUUUAAAUCAACGAAAAUUUCAGUGUACAUUUUGUUCACAAGCCUUUUUCGAAAAGAGACAUUUGGUACAUCAUGAACGACGUCAUACGGGUGAAAAACCACAUAAAUGUGAAGUGUGUGGUAAAAGAUUUAUACAAAAAAUUGCAUUACAAAUCCAUAUGAAAACGCAUACAAGCUCAAGCGAGAAUUUAAUGCAAAGAUGAUUUUGAGAAUAAACGACCAAGUGAACGACCAUAUGCGUGCGAUCACUGCGCUAAAUCUUAUAAACAUCCGUUUGAUUUAAAAGAUCAUAUUUCAAGAGUGCAUUUAAAUCAACGAAAAU
This is a messenger RNA of Chrysoperla carnea, 1552 nucleotides long. Its product is annotated as zinc finger protein 726-like. The coding region runs from base 66 to 1433 and encodes 455 amino acids. Gene Ontology annotation, cellular component: nucleus. Lineage: Eukaryota; Metazoa; Arthropoda; Insecta; Neuroptera; Chrysopidae. The transcript is spliced from 3 exons. Gene Ontology annotation, biological process: regulation of transcription by RNA polymerase II. The record is from RefSeq and is a predicted model, not a curated record. Gene Ontology annotation, molecular function: RNA polymerase II transcription regulatory region sequence-specific DNA binding; DNA-binding transcription factor activity, RNA polymerase II-specific; zinc ion binding.